AUUUAAAAUCACAUGGAAGCUAUUUAAAAAUGCAGUAAUCUUGUAUUCAAAUAUCUAUUUAAAAUAGAUAAAUCACACAUUAGCAGUCAAAGCAGGUCUUCUGCAUUUUCAGUAAUAUGAGCAGGUUAGCAGAGCAGGAAGGAGCUGAGAAUAACUCUGACUGUGAGUGAUUUAAAUGUUGAUUUGUUGAUGGUCCCUGAGGGAAACAGCUGUGGUUCAGACUGAGAUCUCAGCCGUGAACUAACGGUCCUGUCACAGCUGACACUGGGUGAAGCUGAGUGAGAAGACGCUGCUGGUUUCACACUGAAUGUCCAGUUUAAACUGAUCCACAGCUGGAUCCUCAGCCUCCUCCACCGGACAGAAACACACGAGUAGUUCUUCUAUCACAGAUAAAGAUCCGACACAAUGAAGACUGUGAUUUAUCUGGUUCUUCUGGGAAUAAACAGCGCAGCCUCAGUGAUUCACUCUCUGAAGUAUUUCUACACUGGUUCCUCUCACGUCCCAAACUUCCCAGAGUUUGUGUCUGUCGGUUCGGUUGAUGAAGUUCAGAUGAUUCGCUACGACAGCAGCACAGAGACGGCAGAACCCAAACAGGACUGGAUGAAGAAAGUCACCGAGGAUAACCCAGAGUACUUGGCAGGUGAAGCUGAGCACUGGAGCCGUAUCCAGCAGGCCUUCAAAGCCAACAUUCAGACUGCAAAGCAGCGCUUCAACCAAACUGCAGGUGUUCACAUCGCCCAGAGGAUGUUUGGCUGUGAGUGGGACAAUGAGACUGGAGAGGUUAAAGGUUACGAUCAACAUGGUUACGAUGGAGAAGACUUCAUAGUUUUUGACCUGAAGACAGAGACGUGGAUCGCUCCAAAACCACAGGCUGUCAUCACCAAACUCAAGUGGGACGAUAACAAAGCUUCGAUCGCUCAGUGGAAGAACUACCUGACCCAGGUUUGUCCUGAGUGGCUGAAGAAGUAUGUGAACUAUGGGAGGAGCUCUCUGCUGAGAACAGAUCGUCCCUCAGUGUCUCUCCUCCAGAAGACUCCCUCUUCUCCAGUCAGCUGCCAUGCUACAGGUUUCUACCCUGACAGAGCCAUGAUGUUCUGGAGGAAAGAUGGAGAGGAGCUUCAUGAGGACGUGGACCGAGGAGAGAUCCUCCCCAACCAUGAUGGAACCUUCCAGAUGAGUGUUGACCUGAAGGUUUCAUCAGUCUCACCUGAAGACUGGAGGAGGUACGACUGUGUGUUUCAGCUCUCUGGUGUGAAGGAGGACAUCAUCACCAAACUGGACAAAGCAGAGAUCAGGACCAACUGGGGAAAAACUGGACUCAGAGAGACGUCCAAUGAUGUGACCGUCCCCAUCACUGCUGCAGUGGUUGUAGUUGCUCUCGUCCUCUUUGCUGUCAGUGGAUUCGUGGUUUACAAAACAAAGAAAGGGAAAUCAGAGAAAUCCUCUCAGCAAAGUGAGACCUCUUCUCACAGUUCAGAUAAUUCUGCAAAGGGAAGUGACAAAGAGCCGGACACUUUGUCAUUUAACUACAAUAAUAAUUCCUCUACAGAAAGUGCAGACAGCAACAAACCACUGAUGAAAAGAUGAGACAGUUUGAAGAGGAGGGUGAACUCCGCUCUGUGAGGAACUGUUUUCUGUUCAGUCUCCUAAACUGUGAUAAACAGCAGAUUAAUAGACACAGCUGUUCUCUGAUGAUGUGAUUUAACCUCUGUUCAGUAAUGACAGACACAGUUAGCAGCUAGCUGAUGAUUAGCAGGUAAAGAGCCACAUGUUUCUGUCAGGAGGUGGAGGUGAAGUUGUAGCUGUAGAUACAUGUUACUGUGAUCAAACUGUUGACAAAACAAUGUCUGCAAAACUGUAAAUAUAAACACAUUUAUUGUGCUUCACAUUAUAUAGAUGUUGAGGUUUGGGUGUUCACAUUUUAAUAGAUACACAGACCUCCACACACAUUUACAUCUGUCAGUUUAAGAUUUAUUUUACAAC
Molecule: messenger RNA, 1983 nt
Organism: Lates calcarifer (barramundi perch)
Lineage: Eukaryota; Metazoa; Chordata; Actinopteri; Centropomidae
Product: class I histocompatibility antigen, F10 alpha chain
Exons: 8
Coding region: 406-1587 (393 amino acids)
Biological process (GO): immune response
Cellular component (GO): external side of plasma membrane
Source: RefSeq, a predicted model, not a curated record